GGCUGUCCCACCCCUGGUCUCAUUUCCCAACGGGAUCCCCCACCAGCCCAGUUUUUCUGUUCAGGCUCCGGCCUCUGCCCAUCCCAGUUGCAGGAUGUCGAUGACAGACUUGCUCAGCGCUGAGGACAUCAAGAAGGCGAUAGGAGCCUUUGCUGCUGCAGACUCCUUCGACCAUAAAAGGUUCUUCCAGAUGGUGGGUCUGAAGAAAAAAAGCCCAGAUGAUGUGAAGAAGGUGUUCCACAUUCUGGACAAAGACAAAAGUGGCUUCAUCGAGGAGGAUGAACUGGGGUUCAUUCUGAAGGGCUUCUCCUCAGAUGCCAGAGACCUGUCUGCUAAAGAAACAAAGACGCUGCUGGCCGCUGGGGACAAGGAUGGGGAUGGCAAGAUUGGAGUUGAAGAGUUCUCCUCCCUGGUGGCUGAAAGCUAAGUGGCGCUGACUGCCCAGGUCUCCCGCCCCUCCACCCCCAACGCCCCAUCUCAGCCCUUCUUGCGGCCCUCCUGAGUUUCUGUUCGGUUUGUUUAUGUUAUUUUUUACUCCCCCGAUCCUCUAUGGCCCUUGAAUGAACACCAUUCUUCUGGAAAAUGCUGGAGAAACAAUAAAGGCUGUUACCAAUCGGACAUCACCUGUAGGGAGGA
Molecule: messenger RNA, 636 nt
Organism: Chionomys nivalis (European snow vole)
Lineage: Eukaryota; Metazoa; Chordata; Mammalia; Rodentia; Cricetidae
Gene: Pvalb
Product: parvalbumin
Exons: 5
Coding region: 95-427 (110 amino acids)
Cellular component (GO): cytoplasm; nucleus
Molecular function (GO): calcium ion binding
Source: RefSeq, a predicted model, not a curated record